AUGACAUCUUACUACGAUAACGACUUGGUCGGUUAUUACGACGACAGUGGUGUUUUUAAACCCUGGAUGAAUUCAGACUACCGCUAUUCGUAUAGGGAUUCACGACAAAUAAGUGGUGAUUUGCGCUAUGGUAAACGGAUUUAUAUUUACAGAGACUACACAAGUACCCCUAGUUAUUAUCAAAGUACAUAUUCACCAAGUUAUAACUAUGUGUCUCCUCUACGUCGUUUUCGAUCAUAUGGUAGUCUCUCAGAUUAUGGGAUGAAUUCGCUUUAUGGCUAUUCAUAUUCACAUCCAGCUUCUCAACUUCAACGAGUAGAUAUAUAUGACGAUACUCUGUUUAUUAAUUUUGCUGAGGUGUUACAAAUGUCAUGUCGUCGAAGAAGUCAUACAACUCCAGGUUAUUUACAUCCUAGAACUUUGGAUGAUCGGAUUAGGGACGACUAUCGCUAUAAUUAUCGGGGAUCAAGACGCUCAAGGCCCUAUCAACCAAAUUAUGACGACUACUACUCACGUCCGCCUUCUGUAUAUCAGCCUGUAGAAACAUAUGCUAGACCUCGUGAGUCCUACUACGUCCGUCCGCCUUCAGUUUACCAGCCUACAGAAACACUGUAUCCGGGGCCUAUGCCAAAUAGUUAUCAGCGUCAUAGUUAUGCUCAGCCCGUUUCUUAUCAGCCCGUUUAUCCAUCAUAUCGCGCAUCUGUUGGGGAUGCGUACGCUCCAAGCACCUAUUCGUCGUAUCCACUUCGUCGUUCAAUAUCUAACACUCGUCUGAUAGAUCCUGACACGAUUUCCAAUAAUGGCAAUACACUUUCAUAUUCUCCGCGUACAUACCCAAGGGUUCAGAUUUACCAUACAAGGAGUAAUAACGAUGGGUACUAUUAUUAA
This is a messenger RNA of Schistosoma rodhaini, 888 nucleotides long. The record is from the annotation of a GenBank genome assembly. Lineage: Eukaryota; Metazoa; Platyhelminthes; Trematoda; Strigeidida; Schistosomatidae.